This is a messenger RNA of Melanotaenia boesemani (Boeseman's rainbowfish), 2114 nucleotides long. RefSeq names its product cathepsin F (gene ctsf). Lineage: Eukaryota; Metazoa; Chordata; Actinopteri; Atheriniformes; Melanotaeniidae. The coding region runs from base 127 to 1557 and encodes 476 amino acids. Gene Ontology annotation, molecular function: cysteine-type endopeptidase activity; cysteine-type endopeptidase inhibitor activity. Gene Ontology annotation, cellular component: lysosome. The transcript is spliced from 14 exons. The record is from RefSeq and is a predicted model, not a curated record.
UAUUGUAUAACCACUGCAGUUAACCUAAUAUCGAUUUUAUUUAAAGAAAAACAAACAGUGCGCUUUUUAUCUGGGCGCAGACUGAACACUUGUCCUUUUUGUUUUUGACAACACAGAGGGGCCAAUAUGGUGUUCAGAUUCCUUUACUGUCCGCUAAUCCUGUGGCUGGCCCUAGCCGCCGCAGUGGGCUCAGUGCUCGGGCUUGGUGAAGACCUCGACCGGCCACUAUUCGGGCCACCCGGGUCUCCUAUCCGUCUGCACGAGUCCGACCCGGGAUUGAAAAAGGCUAUGCUUUUCGCAGAGGAAAGGUACAACCGGGGCUCCAACGCCAUGCACCUCCGCAGAGUCAGCCGGUUAAUCUCUGCUACUAAACAGCUUGUGAAGGGAAUCCGCUACACUUUAACAGUGGAACUGAGCAACACCCAGUGUAAGAAAUCUGCCAUGCUCAGGACAUGUGACUUCUAUCCUGAGUCACAGCAACUCAAGACAGAAGUAUGCUUGUUUGAAGUAUGGGACAUUCCAUGGCAGGGCUCCUCAACCCUGCUAAAACAGAAGUGUCAACCAAAAGCAGUUGAUGCUGAAGUAGAAGAGACCAACAAGGUGGAGGAUGUGUCCACCAGCCAGCCUCUGGAGGAGUCUGUAGAGCUGCUGGGCCAGUUCAAAGAGUUCAUGGUUAAGUACAAUAAGGUGUACAGCAGCCAGGAGGAGGCCGACCGUCGUUUGCGAGUCUUCCACAAGAACCUGAAGAUGGCCGAGAAGCUCCAGUCUUUGGAUCAAGGGUCAGCUGAGUACGGAGUCACCAAGUUCAGCGACCUAACUGAGGAGGAGUUUCGCUCCACAUACCUGAACCCGCUCCUGAGUCAAUGGACUCUCUAUCAACCAAUGAAACAGGCUUAUCCUGCCAAAGACCCUGCCCCUGACAGCUGGGAUUGGAGGGACCAUGGAGCUGUCAGUCCUGUUAAGAACCAGGGCAUGUGUGGAUCUUGCUGGGCAUUUUCUGUCACAGGAAACAUUGAGGGCCAGUGGUUCCUGAAAAAUGGAACUUUAUUGUCCCUUUCUGAACAAGAACUGGUUGACUGUGACGGGCUGGAUCAGGCAUGCAGAGGAGGACUGCCAUCAAAUGCUUACGAAUCUAUUGAGAAGCUCGGUGGUUUGGAGACUGAAACAGACUACUCCUACACCGGUCGCAAACAGAAGUGUGACUUCAGCAACAGGAAGGUGGCCGCCUACAUCAACAGCUCCGUGGAGCUGUCCAAAGAUGAGACGGAGAUUGCAGCCUGGUUGGCCGAGAAUGGGCCAAUCUCUGUUGCUCUGAAUGCUUUUGCCAUGCAGUUUUAUAGAAAGGGUGUGUCUCACCCCUUGAAGAUCUUCUGUAACCCCUGGAUGAUUGAUCACGCUGUGCUGCUGGUUGGAUACGGAGAACGUAAAGGUAUCCCAUUCUGGGCCAUCAAAAACAGUUGGGGGGAAGAUUAUGGAGAGCAGGGUUAUUACUACCUGUACAGGGGCUCCAAUGCAUGUGGCAUCAACAAGAUGUGCUCAUCUGCUGUAGUCAACUAAACUGCCAACUCAAACUUAUUUUCAAGCUCUUACACAUUUCCAUACUACAUGCAGCCACCAGCUGGCCCCAGCUCAACACCACUCACACAGAAUACACACAGAUCAAUGUCAGACAUAUAAAGUCCUACUGAUGCUUCUGUUCCGUUAAACCAAACGUGUAUUUUACUUUCAUGCCUCACACCUCACCAUCACAUUAACAAACCAGCUCUAAUGAAGCUAGCUUUUAUGUGAAACUGAAGUUUUAGAUUAUUUUAAACUUACGCGGAUGUUUUAUUUUGUUAUCAUUAUAACUCUGUGUGUAAUUGGUUGUACCUCAUCUCUGCUAACAAUUACUGAGCCCACUCUUGGUAUUGAAGUUAGAUUCUUGUCUAGUCAGUUUUCUCAGAAGACUUAUGAGUGUGUGCAAAUAUAAUAUCUUUAAAAGAGUUUUUUUUUCUAGAAGGAAAAGAUUUUGGCUUUACUGUGGUCUGCACAUUACUACAAACUGCAGUGCAAUUGUACCUGCUGCUGUUGAAGUAAACACUGAAUGGUGGUUGAAUAAAGAUUGUGAAAUCCCA